AUGGGGGAUUGGAAAUUGCUUGGGAGUGUCUUAGAAGAAGUCCAUAUUCACUCCACCAUAGUGGGGAAAAUCUGGCUCACAAUUCUUUUCAUAUUUCGGAUGCUCGUUCUCGGAGUUGCGGCUGAAGACGUCUGGGAUGAUGAGCAGAGCGAGUUCAUCUGCAACACCGAUCAGCCCGGAUGCCAGAACGUCUGCUACGACAAAGCGUUCCCAAUUUCUCUCAUACGGUUCUGGGUGCUCCAAGUCAUCUUUGUCUCAUCUCCAUCUCUGGUAUACAUGGGUCAUGCACUAUACAAGCUCAGGGCGCUUGAAAAAGAGAGGCAUAAGAAAAAAGCUGAAUUGAAGACGGAGUUGGAAGAGGUGGAACCUAGUCCAGAGGAACACAAAAGGAUCGAGAGGGAGUUGAGAAAACUGGAGGAGCAGAGAAAGGUCAGUAAAGCUCCUCUGCGGGGUUCACUGUUACGUACAUACGUUUUCCAUAUCCUGACAAGAUCAGUGGUGGAGGUGGGCUUCAUAGUGGGCCAAUAUGUCUUGUAUGGAAUUGGACUAGAUCCCCUGUACAAAUGCAAGAGGGUUCCUUGUCCGAACAGCGUGGAUUGCUUCGUUUCCCGCCCAACGGAAAAAACUAUUUUCAUGGUCUUCAUGAUAGUCAUCGCCUGUGUUUCUCUGUGCCUGAACCUUCUUGAAAUGUUCCACUUGGGAGUUAAAAAAAUGAAAGAAAAUUUAUUUGGAAAGAAGGGCGGAGACGAUGACAGUGUUUGCAAAUCUAAGAAAAACUCAGUGGUUCAGCAAGUAUGCGUCCUCACAAACUCAUCGCCGCAAAGAUUGGUGCAAUUAACAAUGAUGCCAGAUGGACAAAUGGAGCCUCUUCCGGUUUGCAUGGCUUCAGCCGCUUGUCAGCCUAGUCAGGAGGGACCGAGAUACAACGGCAUCGCCGGGGACCGCGACCAAGUAGACUUGUCGGAUCAGCGCCCCAGACUGCUCCACAGGCCCAGUCAAGACGAGAUCCAAGCUCUGCGCAUGUUGGCUUCCAUGGAGCGCCGCAACACUCUGGAGCGUCGCAACACUUUGGACAAUCGGGAUAACGUAUGCAACAGUGAUGACUCUAAUGGGAGCAACGGACCCAAGAGCUCUGGUCAAGCAAAGCAUGCUGGGUUGCAGCUGAGACAAUCCUCACUGUCUAGCCACAUGGAAUUACCAGCAGCCCUGCGCAAUGCCUUGCGCAACCAGAGCCGUGCCGUCUGCUUGAAUGAGGACCGGAGUGAUUCGGGGGACAGCGGUCCCUAUCCUACAAGUAGAAAGGCCAGUUUAAUGUCCCGUGGCAUGUAUGAGGGUAAGCUCACGAGUUCGUCCAGUAACGAAGCCUCGGAAAGCGGCUCCGUCUCUGAAUCUAAACGGCUGAGCCAAGGAGAGAGUCCACCCGUCACUCCGCCUCCUGCCAGUGGGCGGAGAAUGUCAAUGAGCAUGAUCCUCGAGCUAUCCUCCAUCAUGAAGAAAUGA
Molecule: messenger RNA, 1500 nt
Organism: Conger conger (European conger)
Lineage: Eukaryota; Metazoa; Chordata; Actinopteri; Anguilliformes; Congridae
Gene: gja10b
Product: gap junction protein alpha 10 b
Exons: 2
Coding region: 1-1500 (499 amino acids)
Biological process (GO): cell communication
Cellular component (GO): connexin complex
Source: RefSeq, a predicted model, not a curated record